AUGGCCCAGCACCAGCAACCUUCGCCCACCACGGGCAUGCCCCUACACCAUGUAGGCCAGCAUCCAGCCCACGCGCAGGUCAACGGACAUCCGCCCCACGCAAAUCAGCCAAAGACCCCGUCGCAGUACUUGGGACAGCUGACCGAGGCUGUCUGGACUCAGAUGGGUUCCCUCUCCGAGCAAAUGCAGGACUACGAUGGUGCUAUGCAGUGCUACGAGCAAGCCUUGAAGUUCAACCAGUGGUCUGUACCAGCCAUGCAGGGCAUUGCCUGUAUUCUGCGUACCAAAGAUGCUUUCCCAGCCGCUGUCGAGUAUCUGCGCACCAUUCUCAAAGUCGACUCGACCAACGGUGAUGUCUGGGGUAGCCUCGGACACUGCUACUUGAUGAUGGAUGACUUGCAGCAGGCCUACUCGGCCUACCAGCAGGCACUUUACCAUCUUCAAGAUCCCAAGGAGCCCAAGCUCUGGUACGGAAUUGGCAUACUCUACGAUCGCUAUGGAUCGCUGGAACAUGCCGAAGAGGCUUUCUCGCAAGUCAUGCGCAUGGAGCCGACGUUCGAAAAGGCCAACGAGAUCUACUUCCGUCUUGGCAUAAUCUAUAAGCAACAGCAAAAGUUCAACCAAAGUCUAGACUGCUUCAAAUAUAUUGUCACCAACCCGCCUCGCCCACUGACCGAGGAAGACAUCUGGUUCCAGAUCGGUCACGUGUACGAGCAACAGAAAGAGUUUGAAGCAGCCAAGAGCGCCUACCGUCGGGUCCUUGAGCGCGAUCCCAAUCACGCCAAGGUGCUGCAACAGCUGGGAUGGUUACACCACCAGCAAAGCACCAAUUAUGCAAGCCAGGAACAGGCCAUCGAAUAUCUCGAAAAAUCUGUCAACUCAGAUCAAACCGAUGCUCAGAGUUGGUACUUGCUGGGCCGCUGCUACAUGUCACAGCAGAAAUACCCCAAGGCGUAUGAGGCCUAUCAACAAGCCGUGUACCGUGACGGACGGAACCCAACGUUCUGGUGUAGCAUUGGUGUUCUGUAUUACCAAAUCAACCAGUACCGCGACGCUUUGGACGCGUAUUCCCGAGCAAUUCGCCUGAACCCCAACAUAUCCGAAGUUUGGUACGAUCUCGGCACAUUGUACGAAUCCUGCAACAACCAAACUGCCGAUGCGCUCGACGCAUACCAGCGCGCGGCCGACCUAGACCCGUCCAACAUCCACAUCAAGGCUCGCCUGCAGCUUCUGCAGAAUGGGCAAACUUCUGCUGGAGCCCCCAACCAGGGCAAUGCCCCGAUCCCGCAGGAUGUACAUCCCCAAGCCUACCAACCUGCAUCGGUUCAUGGUCCUACUGCUCCACAAUGGGGUGCUCCCCAGCCUCAGCAGCCUCCCCAAGGCCCUGCUCCCCCGGCCAUUGCACCUGGAUGGGACCGACCGCUCGCUCAAAUCCGCGAGCCUGGCCUCCCACCUCAGCAGUUGAACCCAUAUGAGCAGCGUGAGGCUAUUCGUCCUCCUACUCAUGCGCCUCCCAGACCUGUCAGCCCAAGACAGGAGGCACCCAGGUCAUACGCAGAGCCACCUCGUCCUCCCACCAACGGACCUGGUCCUCAAGGUCCAGCUGGUCCCCCACCUCCAGGACCAAUGCGUCGCGGCAUGUCGCCUUCUCCAAAAACACACCAUGUCGCGCCUAGCCCCUACCACCCUCAACCACCACCACAGCUCACCCCACAGGCGACUCAUGCGCAGCCGCAACUGCCACCUCAGCAGCAGCAGUCUCAGGUACCGCCGCAGCCCAACCGGAUCUCGAACCCCAACUACGGUCCCCAUGCUGGCAGUGUGCCACCCCCCCCACCUCCUCCACCUACAGGUCUUGGUGGGCCGCCAACUCAGGCUCCUGCCCCAAGCGUGUUGCCUCCCUACGCUGUUCGUCCUGCCAGCCCUCCCCCAGAAGUCCGCCCGAUCGUCGAGAACCGAGCGGCUUCUCCACGCAAUGGGUACCAGGGGCCAUACCAGCACCAUGCUGACCCCUCUGCCACUGGUGGUAUUGCCAGUGGUGCUCCUCCGCCAGCCUCUGCUCAAGCAGCAGCGGAGCAGGCAGCUCGUGAUCGCGAGGAGCGCCCACCAACCGCACCUCCAAAGCGACACCGCGAAUGGGAAGACAGUGAGCACAUUGCGAAGCCUCCAAGCAACGAGGAAAAGCGCCAAAAGAUGGAAGAGCCUCACAGCCGCCGUCCAACACCCCCUCAUCGCAUGUCGUCGCCGCAAGUGCCUCGUCACAGCCCACAAGACGGCCCCGACCCUCGCCGUUUCAACGAUGGUUACCACCCGUCUGAGGCCGCUCAUCAUCCACCAUCGCUUCCCCCAAUGACAACUACGCGACCAUUGUCUCGCAUGUCAGAAACACCAAAACAGGAGCGGGCUGAGCGGCCGAUUGAGCGACCAAUCGAGCGACCUGAACACCAUGAGCCGGCUGCUCGCCACAUGGAUGUUGAUGAGAACUACGAUGAUGAAGGCGAUGAAGUCAAAGCAAAUGGCGCCAAAUCCGAGCGAAGCAGCCCACGCACUGCGCCUACCAACGGCGUCUCCCAUGCUCCUGCUGUCGUAGAGCAGAAGGCGCAAGGAGCUUAA
Pyrenophora tritici-repentis Pt-1C-BFP is the source of this 2613-nucleotide messenger RNA. Lineage: Eukaryota; Fungi; Ascomycota; Dothideomycetes; Pleosporales; Pleosporaceae. The record is from RefSeq and is a predicted model, not a curated record.